Molecule: messenger RNA, 1151 nt
Organism: Aphidius gifuensis
Lineage: Eukaryota; Metazoa; Arthropoda; Insecta; Hymenoptera; Braconidae
Gene: Osi6
Exons: 3
Coding region: 136-933 (265 amino acids)
Source: RefSeq, a predicted model, not a curated record
CCUGUCGGAUGGACCACACGAAAUUUUCACCACGUGUAAGCCAGUGAGACUAACAAGCGCGAUCAAAAAAGUUUAAAAAAAAAUUUUUUGUGUGUUCAUUAAUCAUUAAAUAAAAUAAAAUUAUUACGGUGCAAUAUGAAUUCAAUCUUAAGAAUAUUGUGUCUAUCGAUAGCAAUGAUCAUCAUAAAUGGCGAAGAAAUCAACAAGUGUCUUGAAAAUGAUAGCAUAUCAUGUCUUCAAAGAAAUUUGUACAGAAAAGCUAAGGAAUUUUUUGAUAAUGAUAACAUUGAAAUUGUAAACGGAGUUACUUUGGUCAAAAGUGCUGAUAGUAGAAAUGCAAGAAGCAGUAAAGAAGUGAUUUAUGAUCAAGAAAUCAAUGCCGCUAACAACGUGGCUGAUAGACAAAAUGUACUUGAAAAUUUCGUUGGUGAAGGUGCCAAGGAUUUCUUGUCUGGUAGAAGCCUGAAGGUUAACUUCACUCCAGCAAUAGAAAAAAUUGGACAGUCUGCACGAGCUAUUGCUAACUCAGUUCCUGAAGAAAUUCAUGAAGCUGUCGAUGUACUCGUUGAGGGUCGUGGUGGAAAAAAAAAGCUUUUGAAGACUCUUGCUCCCCUAAUUGUUGCUGCUAAAGCCAAAGUUGGAAUUCUUGCAGCACUCGCUUUCUUUGCAAUUAGUUUCUUGGCAAAAAAAGCAAUAUUUGCAUCAUUGAUUUCCAUUGCUAUUUCCGGUUUUCUUGGAUUAAAAUCUUUGUGGUCAAAAGGUGGUGAUGCCACUGCAUACAAUGCUGGUGGAUUUGGAAGUUCAAGUGGCUGGUCAGCACCAUCAGUUCCAAGCAAUGGGUGGCCGUCAUCUGGAUCAAAUGGCUGGGAAGAUCCUCAUUCAUCAAACUCUUUCACGGCACAAAGCCAAGCCUUCUCUGGCUAUCAUCGUUAGGUAGAUAAAAUGUCAUCUAAAAUUUAUAGCAUAAAUGACAACUGCCAAAUAAUUUUUCACCAACGUUAAAAAUAUUGUUCAUCAUCAGACAGUUUAGUUUUAAAUUUUUAAUGAUUGAUAAUCAGAAAAAAAAUCGUAUGGAUGUAUACGUUCUUUAUCUACACAGCUUAGAAGUAAUAAAAAAAUAUUUAUUUGUUAUUUAUCAUUAUUUUAAGGAU